Molecule: messenger RNA, 3059 nt
Organism: Lepus europaeus (European hare)
Lineage: Eukaryota; Metazoa; Chordata; Mammalia; Lagomorpha; Leporidae
Gene: FAR1
Product: fatty acyl-CoA reductase 1
Exons: 13
Coding region: 252-1808 (518 amino acids)
Biological process (GO): long-chain fatty-acyl-CoA metabolic process
Cellular component (GO): peroxisome
Molecular function (GO): alcohol-forming very long-chain fatty acyl-CoA reductase (NADP+) activity
Source: RefSeq, a predicted model, not a curated record
CCGGUCGGGGGCGGUGGAAGAGCGAGUGAGGAGAGCGCGACGGCGGCGGCGGCGGCGCAGCCAUCGCUGGACGGCCAGAGGGAAAGCGAGGCCCGAGCCUCUGCGUCUAGUUUGAAGAAGAAAAAUGGCAAUACAAAGAAAAAUAUUUUUUUAAUUAGGUAAUCAUUUUGAAGCAAACUGCAGGAUUUGCCCUACCGUCAAAACAUACUGAAUCUAAUCUCUUAAAUGGAAAGAGAGGAGCCUUGGUCAAAAUGGUCUCAAUCCCAGAAUACUAUGAAGGCAAGAAUGUUCUGCUCACUGGAGCUACUGGCUUCCUAGGAAAAGUGCUUCUGGAGAAGUUGCUGAGGUCUUGUCCAAAGGUGAAUUCAGUAUAUGUUUUGGUGAGGCAGAAAGCUGGGCAGACCCCUCAAGAACGAGUGGAAGAAAUCUUGAGUGGCAAGCUGUUUGAUCGAUUGAGAGAUGAAAAUCCAGAUUUUAGAGAGAAAAUAAUAGCAAUCAACAGUGAACUUACUCAACCUAAACUGGCUCUUAGUGAGGAAGAUAAAGAGGUCAUCGUAGAUUCUACCAAUAUUAUAUUCCACUGUGCAGCCACUGUAAGGUUUAAUGAAAAUUUAAGAGAUGCUGUUCAGUUAAAUGUGAUUGCUACAAGACAGCUUAUUCUCCUUGCACAACAAAUGAAGAACUUGGAGGUGUUCAUGCAUGUAUCUACAGCAUAUGCCUACUGCAAUCGAAAGCAUAUUGAUGAAGUAGUAUAUCCACCCCCUGUAGACCCCAAGAAGCUGAUUGAUUCUUUAGAGUGGAUGGAUGAUGGCCUAGUAAAUGAUAUCACACCAAAAUUGAUAGGAGAUAGACCUAAUACGUACAUAUACACGAAAGCGUUGGCAGAAUAUGUUGUACAACAAGAAGGAGCAAAGCUAAACGUGGCGAUUGUAAGGCCAUCGAUUGUCGGUGCCAGUUGGAAAGAACCUUUUCCAGGAUGGAUUGAUAACUUUAAUGGACCAAGUGGUCUCUUCAUUGCGGCAGGGAAAGGAAUUCUUCGAACAAUGCGUGCCUCCAACAAUGCCCUUGCAGAUCUUGUUCCUGUAGAUGUAGUUGUCAACACGAGUCUUGCGGCAGCCUGGUAUUCCGGAGUUAAUAGGUAUAUGAGACCAAGAAACAUCAUGGUGUACAAUUGUACAACAGGCAGCACUAAUCCUUUCCACUGGGGCGAAGUUGAAUACCAUGUAAUUUCCACUUUCAAGAGGAAUCCUCUCGAACAGGCCUUCAGACGGCCCAAUGUAAAUCUAACCUCCAAUCACCUUUUAUAUCAUUACUGGAUUGCUGUAAGCCAUAAGGCCCCAGCAUUCCUGUAUGAUAUCUACCUCAGGAUGACUGGAAGAAGCCCAAGGAUGAUGAAAACAAUAACUCGUCUUCACAAAGCUAUGGUGUUUCUUGAAUAUUUCACAAGUAAUUCUUGGGUUUGGAAUACUGACAAUGUGAAUAUGUUAAUGAAUCAACUAAAUCCUGAAGACAAAAAGACCUUCAAUAUUGAUGUACGGCAAUUACAUUGGGCAGAGUAUAUAGAGAACUACUGCAUGGGAACUAAGAAAUAUGUACUGAAUGAAGAAAUGUCUGGCCUCCCUGCUGCUAGAAAGCAUCUCAACAAAUUGCGGAACAUACGUUAUGGCUUCAAUACUAUUCUUGUGAUUCUGAUCUGGCGCAUUUUUAUUGCAAGAUCACAAAUGGCAAGAAACAUCUGGUACUUUGUGGUUAGUCUGUGUUACAAGUUUCUGUCAUACUUCCGAGCUUCUAGCACUAUGAGAUACUGAAGACCAAGAAUUUAGCAUUAGAACAUCUAUCUAUGUAUAUGGUGGUCUAAAUGCGCAAAAUGUAAAAUGUACUUAAGUCAUCUCACCUUUUGUCAAGACAUUAAACCAUCUUAGAUUGGAGUAUGGAGUAAAUUAUGGUACAUUUUAUGUAACAUUUUAAUGUUUAUGCUCAUGAAACUUAGUGAACACACUGUGGUAUGCCAGCUCAAAUUUACAGUUGCCACCAAAACCGUGACUUAACAUUUUGAUCCUUGGAAGAAAGAAGUAGAGAUGAGAGCAGGGUGGAGAAUAGGAACACUGACCAGUAUAACUGUGCAAUUCUGGAACAUAUUAAUCAAAAUAUGCCUUAACAGAUAGUGAAUUUCUAAUUCAAAUAUUCACUGCAAUGGAAAGCAUCUAUUUGAACAGGGAUACUAGAUAAGUUGGUAGAUAGUUGACUCUUCAAUGUUUGAUUUUUUGUCUGCUAAAGUGGGUUUCAGUUUUGUUAAAAUUAUAUUCAGACUAUUUUCACAUCAUCCUCUAAGUUAUUGAGUGUAUAAAACAUGACAGACAUGUUCUCAUUUUUUGUUUUCUGCUAAACAUCUGGUGCAUAUCAUUUUUCUGUAAGCAAUUGGUUACUGUCCUAAUCUGAAGGCUGCCUAUUAUUCUGAAGAACCUACUUGCUCUAAAUGGGUUUGAGAAUCUGUAUGAAUAUGUGCUAAGUGUUUUUUAAAGAUAAGUAAAAAAAAACAGUCCAACUGUUAGUAUCAGAAGGAAUAGGAAUACAUUUUUCUUGUCCACAUUAUGAUCAGACAAGAACUAGUCCUGUGAUGUUGUGUUGAUGUUUUGAAGCAGGAAGAUUUCUUGUAAGAAGUGGGAGUGGGGACUGAGUCACCAUAGCUGUGCUCACUUCCCUUUUUAAAUUUUACUCAUAGGACUCUUAAAAGACAUGUGGUGUCUUCUAAAUGAAAUCUGAAGGUACAUUGUUACUGAAGAAUGUAUUUGCAGGUAGUAAUGACAGUAAGAAAAUGUCCUCGUGUGUAAACACAUACUAAUUUUGACCUUGAAAGCUGAAUUCCUUCAAGAAAAAUAAAAUAAUGAAUAAAUACUGUGUAUAAAAUUAAAUAAAGGACUUUAUUUACAUACCACAUAAAAUAGCAAGCUGUUGAAUGAGUUUGAAGAUACCAUUUAUUUUUUCUGCAUGUGGCUUUAGCUUUAGAAAGAAAUGCAUUAUAGAAACAAAUAUAGCAAGAAAUUAAUGUAUAUUUUAAU